AUGGCGCCCAAGAGCAAGACUUCUCCCAAGGACAAAGCCCUCGCUGCCAAGAAGGCCGCCCUCAAGGGUGUGCAAGGCAAAUCGGUUCGCAAGGUUCGCACCUCGACUCACUUCCACUUGCCCAAGACUUUGCGUUUGGCUCGUAAGCCCAAAUAUGCCCGCAAGUCUGUUCCCCACUUGCCUCGCAUGGAUCAGUACCGUGUCAUUCAGUACCCCUUGAACACCGAGACCGCCAUGAAGAAGCUCGAGGAGACCAACACCUUGACUUUCUUGGUCGACAUCAAGUCCAACAAGAACCAAAUCAAGGAUGCUGUCAAGCGUCUCUAUGAUGUCCAAGCUCUCCAAGUCAACACUCUUAUCCGCCCUGAUGGCAAGAAGAAGGCUUUCGUUCGCUUGACUGCCGAUGCUGAUGCCUUGGAUGUUGCCAACAAGAUCGGUCUCAUCUAA
Molecule: messenger RNA, 447 nt
Organism: Lichtheimia ornata
Lineage: Eukaryota; Fungi; Mucoromycota; Mucoromycetes; Mucorales; Lichtheimiaceae
Exons: 3
Coding region: 1-447 (148 amino acids)
Biological process (GO): translation; ribosomal large subunit assembly
Cellular component (GO): ribosome; cytosolic large ribosomal subunit
Molecular function (GO): structural constituent of ribosome; rRNA binding
Source: RefSeq, a predicted model, not a curated record